Molecule: messenger RNA, 2111 nt
Organism: Physcomitrium patens
Lineage: Eukaryota; Viridiplantae; Streptophyta; Bryopsida; Funariales; Funariaceae
Source: RefSeq, a predicted model, not a curated record
CGCUCUGCAAUCGAGAGCUCGCUGGCGUGGUAGAAGGGUGUAAAAGCAUGGCUAACUACAGCUCAGGUCUGUGAACUGUUCUGUAGGGGACCUGACGUGAGAUUUAUUGCUAUCCUCCCCUCCGCGCGUCUCGCAUCCUCCGUGACUGCUCCCUUGUCCACAGCGCCGGGCGAUGGGCUUCACCUACGCAAUCGAUGGUGUACGAAUCAGUUUGUUUCACUCAUCACUUUCAUCGCGUGGACGGUCAAACAUCACUCCGUUAAUGUAGUGCUGUCAUUGCAUCCGGACUUGCGUGAUUGGAGGUCCGUUGCAGUAUUUGUACCAGUCACCCGGAAGGCGAUCAGUUGUUUUUCUUCUUGAAUUGAUGUGUGUGUGUGAACCUGCAGACGAAUCGCUGGUUUUCUUCGGAGGUUUCCAGGGGGUAGUUUAAGCUUGUGUAACUUGAGAGCAAUGGCGUCUAGGAGGAUGUUGGUAGUGGCGUUGCUAGGGUUGUGCAUAGUCUCGGCUGUAGCGGUUGCAGAUGUGAAAGAAGUGAAGCCGAACAAUUAUCCCAAUUUCGAGUUUCACGAGUCGCCGGUUGUGUCUACCGCUGACGAGAAGCCAAACAACUUCCAAUCCUCGCAGCUUGAUGCUCACAAUGAAGAAGCCUCAACAAAGGAGUUCAAGCCCAAUAACUACCCUGACUUCAAGUUCAAGGAGACGCCCGUGAACGAGGCAUCUCCAGCUCACGUAGACAAUGCGCACGACGCGUUUGCGAGGAAUGACCACAACAGCUUGUACACGGUGCCGGAUGCGACCUAUUGGUCGUCUCGGUCAGACGACCAAUCGUCCAGCCAUGAGACGUACUAUGGAGACUCGCAAUUCGAGUUUAAUGUCCGGCAGGGAACGCAGGAAGUUAGUAGCUUCGAAAACACUCCAUCGACGAAGGCGGUCUUCAAGACUGUACUUCCUGAGUACAAAGGCUCUGAUGUCAGCAACAGAUACCCCUCUUCGUACGAGAUGAUCAACGGGCGCAACCAGGAAACCAAUUCCGGGAGGUUCAACCCUUUUGCCUCGAAUGAAGUGCGGUUCACUAACGUUCACAAGACGCAAGUGCCGGGGGAGGAUCACGCCUCUGGCAGUGAGCAUUCCGAGCGCUCCGGCUCCAGCCAGUUCUACUCUCCUUCAAGCGACCCCGACUUCGCGUUUAGGUUCGCCAAGCCCGAGUCCACGACGCCGUCGAGUUUCGGUGACAACAAGUUCCAAGCCGACAACCAAGCCGAUGAGAAUGUUUACUCGCAGUUUCAGUUCGACAAUAGCGAGGCCACUAACGAUCCCACUGCUACUUACGGCCGCACAACCCCCGUCCUUGCCGCAGGUAAUGCGAAACAGCUAGUCGCUGGAGGAGGCCAUGGCUGCAGCCACAUGUAUUGGGCGGAGCACACCAAGCAAUGGCCCUCGUUUUUUAACGUCAACACCCAAGUCGCCCAGGCAUUCGGAACGAAAGCCGGUGAGGUGUAUGGAACCACCACACUGUUUCAGGCUUUGUAUGAUAACCGUUCCGAUGGGUACAGCCAGCUCCUGAGCCAUGGAACCGCAGCUCUUCUCAACUCCUACAUCAUGCCGAACUAUGGAGACCGCCACGACGCUGUGAUUGAUCAGUUUCUCGGUGCACUGGCUUCCCGGACUGCGGCUGGCGUUCAAGCGCAGAAAUUCUUGAACAAAAACCAUGCGUAUGGACCCAACGAGUGCAUGAACUAGGAGCUGCGGCUUCCUCCUCCUCUACCCCCAUAAUCUGAUCCUCAUCUUCUCCUAUCAUUUGCCUAAGUGCAUGCAAUGAAUAGUACUAGGAAUUGGUGACUUCGGAGAUGGAUCCCGUCGUGGCUCACACUUAUUUAGUUACGACUCGACGUGUGUGUAACUGUGUCGGUUAUUGCUACUGCACCAGUCGUUGGGCGGGUGUGAUCUCCUCUAAAACUUCCUCAACAUUGAGCUUUUGUUUGUACCAGGAUGCAGGGUCUGUAGGCCGCACGGGUGAUAAUGCUUAGGCUCGUCCAGGUUUGAAAAUUUUAUGCAUUCGUGCUCUAAUAACAAUCGAAUCUCCUGCUUCGACGGCCUCAUAAUGUUCUGGA